GCGGCUGCAAGCCUGGAGGAUGGUGGUUACUAGGUCCGCGCGGCCUCGGGCCGGGAUGGAAACCACGUCAGUUGAAAGCUCCCAGCAGAAGAAUUCUGCUGCCUCAAGAAUUCACACACAUCCAAAAGGCCAGAAGGAAUCUCCAUCUGAUGACCGAAGUAUUGCUGAAUCACAGACCAGUAGGGAACAAAGUCCAGCUCCUAAAACCAGGAAGAGGAAGAGCAGAACUACAGGUUCAUUACCAGGAAUAAACAAACCUUCUACUGAUGGAGAGAUCUCUGAAGCAGAGUCAAACUGUUCUUCUGUGUCUGAGGCCCAGAAUCCCAUUUUAAGAGUAACUAGGAGAAGGCAGAUCUUAGUUGCAGGCACCCCAGUUUCCAGUGUAAGGAAAAAGCUGAAAAUAACUCGAGUAAGUGAGUCUCAUACUGAAGAAGUCUCUGAAGCAGAAUCACAUAUUUCAGGUAUUUCUAGAAUUGUGCAUCCCACAGAAAUAACAACAAGAACCAGGAGAAGUAAGGCUAAAUCCCGAACCAAUCCAAACCAAGAAUCCCAUGUGGAAGCUAAUUCUGAUGCUGAGUCAUCAUGCUCAGACAUUUCUUCAUUUUCUGGAAUUGCAACUAGGAGAACAACAAGGAGUAUGCAAAGGAAAUUACAGGCACAAACUGAGGCGAAUGAUACUAAGAUUGUACCAGGAAAUGAAAAGCAAAUCAUAAAUACACCUGUGAAUUUAGAGGAUUCAGAUACCAGACGAACUUCUUGUUUACUAGCAAGAUCGCUUUCUCAGAUAAAUAAGCCAAAUAUCUCUAAUAAUGAAACUUAUGAUGACCCUGCUAAUGACUCCUUCUUUGGAAAUUCAGGAAAAAAACUAAUAGUGCAAAAACACCAAAGUUUUAAUAUAAGAGAGGAAAAACAAGACAACGUUUCACCUCUCAAAGAAAUAACAAAGCAGAAUUGUAAGAGCUUAGAGGAAGAAGCCAAAGGAAUAAUAGAUGCGGGAAAAGAAAUUAAUGAGAAAAAUUCUCAGUUGAAGAGUCUUUCUGAACUUCAGGACACUAGCCUUCAGCAGUUAGUUUCGCAAAGGCAUUCAACCCCUGAAAGUAACAAAACCACCUCAGCAUCCUCAAACCUGAACUGUGAGGCUGUAAUGAAAUCGUUAGCUCAAACAUUUGCAGUUGUGGAAGUGGACAGAUGGAAUGAAGAGAGAAACAGCAGCAUAAAAACAAGUGACUGGACAGAACUUGGUGAUGGUGGUGAUAGUGAUGAAGAAGCAGAGUGCACAGUUAUAGCUGUUGGCGAAGACAUGAGCAAAGAAAGGGGUGUAGAUUUUGAGUGUGAUACCAAACUGUGUGAACUUGAGCCCAGCACAUCUCAGGAUAAAGAUGGUUCUGUUUUAUUAGUUCUCAGCAGUGAUGAAAGCCAGCAGUCUGAAAACAGUGAGAAUGAAGAGGACACUGUGUGUUUUGUUGAAAAUAGUGGGCAAAAAGAGUCAUUAAAUGGAGACUCAGAAAAUACAUCACCUGACAAUGCAUUGUUUGUAAUUGACACAACUCCUCAAUUGAGUGCUGAUAAAAAUUUUUGCUUGGAUGAAGAAGACAAGGCAAGUGAGGUUGCCACUGAGGAAGAAGAGGAGGAGGAGGAAGAAAGUGAAGAAGAACCAUCAGACAGUGACAGAAGUAAAGAUAAUGAGUUUAGUGAUGAAGACAACUUACUAAAUAGCACAAAAUCUAAACUUCUGAAGUUGACUAGCAGCAGCAUAGAUCCUGGUCUGAGUAUUAAGCAGUUGGGUGGUUUGUAUAUUAAUGUCAAUGCAGACAAGCUACAGUUGAACAAGAGAACUCUAACACAGAUCAAGGAGAAAAAGAAAAAUGAGCUUUUGCAGAAAGCCGUCAUUACUCCUGAUUUUGAAAAAAACUACUGUGUCCCACCAUAUAGUGAAUCAAAGUAUAAACUUCAGAAAAAACGCAGACAAGAGCGACAAAAAACAGCAGGUGAUGGCUGGUUUGGUAUGAAAGCUCCAGAACUGACAGAUGAACUGAAAAAUGAUCUCAAAGCACUGAAGAUGAGAGCUAGCAUGGACCCAAAAAGGUUUUACAAGAAAAAUGAUAGAGAUGGCUUCCCCAAGUACUUCCAGAUUGGAACCAUUGUUGACAAUCCAGCUGACUUCUACCAUUCACGAGUUCCCAGGAAACAAAGGAAGAGAACUAUUGUGGAGGAACUGCUGGCCGAUUCUGAGUUCAGAAGAUAUAACCGAAGGAAGUACUCAGAGAUUAUGGCUGAAAAGGCAGCAAAUGCAGCAGGAAAGAAGUUUCGAAAGAAGAAGAAGUUUCGCAAUUAAGAUUCACCAAAAGCAAAUCACAAAAUUUUACAUCUCCCCUUUAUUUAUUACUAAAGAUAUUUUGAAAACUGACACAACCAUCACACAAAUUAACAUAGCCUGGCCCUAUUUAUAUAUAGGGAUUUCUCUUUGGAAAAAGUUGAUUUUAGAGAGGAUUAAUCACAUGCCCCUUGGGAUAAAAAUAGGGGUGUCUACAAA
This is a messenger RNA of Lipotes vexillifer (Yangtze River dolphin), 2533 nucleotides long. RefSeq names its product deoxynucleotidyltransferase terminal interacting protein 2 (gene DNTTIP2). Lineage: Eukaryota; Metazoa; Chordata; Mammalia; Artiodactyla; Lipotidae. Gene Ontology annotation, cellular component: nucleolus. The coding region runs from base 20 to 2335 and encodes 771 amino acids. The transcript has 7 exons. Gene Ontology annotation, molecular function: RNA binding. Gene Ontology annotation, biological process: RNA processing. The record is from RefSeq and is a predicted model, not a curated record.